Octopus sinensis (East Asian common octopus) is the source of this 3714-nucleotide messenger RNA. RefSeq names its product nardilysin. Gene Ontology annotation, biological process: proteolysis. The coding region runs from base 437 to 3601 and encodes 1054 amino acids. The transcript has 35 exons. NCBI's taxonomy places the organism in Eukaryota, Metazoa, Mollusca, Cephalopoda, Octopoda, Octopodidae. Gene Ontology annotation, molecular function: metalloendopeptidase activity; metal ion binding. The record is from RefSeq and is a predicted model, not a curated record.
ACAGACACUAUGACGUCACGUCUGCUACUCUGACGUCAUUGGAACACAUUGUUCCAGAGGACAUCGACACUGAAGUCUUGGAGAGUGUAUCCUAAUGAAUAUAUCUUCGUGAGACCAGUUGACCAGGAGAGAGGUUAUUCAUUUAAGGAAAACCAAACGAAACAGCAAGCAGCCCUUAUAGUAAAACAAUUGUGCUAUCGUCACAAAGAACUUAAUUCCUAGAAGCAAGCCAGCUGUCUCCUGUCGGUUAACGGGCUUUGUGCCAAAGCUUAAGAAAAGAAGUGACUAUUUUGGAGCAUUCGAUCUACAGAAAUAUGCUUUCUUGCAACUGCUAACUGAAGGAUUUGAUAUCCGUGUUGGAAAAGCUAAUUACCAAAAGUCUGUGACUCAAUCUCUACACCACAGCUGCCAUCGUUGCAUCCAAGACAACAGAAAAAUGCCAGCCAAUGAAAAAUAUCUGGAAUCUUCGGUCGAUGUUCCUCCUUGCCCAGUGAUUAAAUCCCUCAAUGACUUGAGAGAUUAUCGAAUAAUCACUCUGAACAAUGGCCUGAGAGCUUUGCUGAUCUCCGAUCUUCGAGACACCGAUGAAUACUCGGAGAUCACCUUUACCAGUGACACUGAGGAAUCAGAUGCCGAUUCUUUGCCCGACGAUGUACAAUCGGACACCGAUGAAAGUGAAAGUGAAGGCAACCCACGCAACAAACGAUGCAACAUCGGAAACAAGAAGAAGGCUGCUGCUGCCCUUUGUGUGGGUGUUGGUGGAAUGUCAGACCCUCCAGAUAUUCAAGGAUUGUCACACUUCCUGGAGCACAUGGUGUUCAUGGGAAGUAAGAAAUAUCCAAAAGAAAAUGAAUUUGAUGAUUUCCUUGCACGUCAUGGUGGAUACUCAAACGCUUGGACAGAUUACGAAGCCACGGUUUUUUACUUCAACGUCCAACAGAAGUUCUUUGAGAAGUCUUUGGAUAUGUUUGCUCAGUUCUUCAUCUCGCCCCUUAUGAGAGAGGACAGCGUCAACAGGGAGAUAAAAGCUGUCGACAGUGAAUUUGAAGAAGGACGUCCUGAUGAUGAUAAUCGGUCUGCUCGUCUAUUGGCCAAUCUCUGCAGAACCGGUCACCCAAUUGGGAAUUUUAUUGAAGGUAAUAUUACGUCACUUCGCACUGAUCCCAAUAAAGAUAACAUUGAUGUGUACAGCCGACUGAAGGAGUAUCACCAGAAGAUGUAUUCUGCCCAUUUUAUGACCCUUGCUGUCCAGUCAAAAGAAACCCUCGAUGUUCUCGAUGAAUGGGUCAGAGAAAUAUUCUCCCAUAUUCCAAAUAACAAUGAAGCUAAACCGACAUUCUUACACGAACCAUGUCCUUUUGAUACAGCAGAAUUCUCCAAGUUCUACCACGUUGUGUCAGUGAAAGACACCCACAAGGUCUCAUUGAACUGGGCUCUGACCCCUCUUCUUAAACAUUAUGAGUCCAAACCUUUAGAUUAUCUCUCUACGCUGUUCUUACACGAAGGUGCUGGAAGUAUUCUUUCUUAUUUGAAGAAACAGAUGUGGGCCCUGCACAUCGAAGGGGGAAACGCUACCAGUGGGUUUGAGUUCAAUUCUGUCUGGUCCUGUUUCUAUAUUGACAUUAUUCUCACAGAUUCUGGAGUCAAUCACGUCUACGAGGUCCUAACUGUGGUGUUCCAAUACCUGGAAAUGGUGAAAAAGAAAGGACUACUGAAAUAUAUUUAUGAUGAAGAAAAAGCUAUUCAAGACAUGAAGUUUCGCUGGCAGGAAAAGGGUUCCUCGGUUGACUACGUGGAACGACUGAGUGAGAAUAUGCAGGUGUACAACAAGGAGCACUUUUUGACCGGAGACUGUCUUCUCUUUCAGUAUAAUGAAGAGCUCAUCAAAUCCUGUUUGGAUCAACUGACUCCUGCCAAAACCAAUGUCAUCUUAUUGACCAAAAAAGACUCCGGCCUUUGCACCAAAGAGGAGAAAUGGUAUGGCACUAAAUAUUAUGAUACAGAUUUUGACCCGGAAUGGUUAGCAAAAUGGCAGAACUUGCAAUUGAACCCAGAACUGUAUCUACCGGAGCCCAACAAGUACCUCGCAAAGGACUUUUCUUUGAAAGAUGUUCCACCAGAACAGAAAGAUAAGAGUCCAUUUUUGAUCAUGGAGAAUGAGAAAUGUAAAUUAUGGUACAAGAAAGACACCAAGUUUAAUAUCCCAAAAGUCCAAACAUUCUUUAAACUGAUGAGUCCAGUGAUUGGGGAGUCACUAGAAAGUUCCAUCCUCUUUGAACUGUUCAUUGAUGUUCUCCUGCAGAAGUUGGCAGAACCAACCUACCAUGCCAUCGAAGCUGAUCUCAGCUACUCCCUCACAGACAAGAAAACUGGACUGGUUAUCUUGGUGAAAGGAUUCAACGACAAAAUACCUGAAUUAUUCCAAACCAUUGUCGAUGAAUUGGCAAACUUUGAAUUCAGUGAUGAACUUUUUGAAGUCUGUAAAUCACAGCUGCAGAAGGAUUACUAUAAUUCUAUGAUUAAACCAUAUAAUGCUGCUUGUGGCCUUAUGUUGGCUGUUAUCAUGGACAAGUUCUAUUCUCUCCCAAAUAAAUACUGUGAACUGCCUAAAUUGCAGCCAGGGAUGUUAAGAAAUUGGUACCAACAGUUCCGGCGCCAGAUAUACUAUGAGGGUUUGGUCAUCGGCAAUAUGACUACAGAGACUGCUAAAGGCAUGAUGGGAUAUCUUGUGGAUAAGAUGAAUGCUAACGCUCACAAGGAAGAUUGUUUUCAAAAUUGUCUGCUGCAAUUACCAAUUGGUCAGUUCUGUUGCCAAGUCCAGAGUUUCAACCAGGACAGCACCCACUCUACCAUCCUGAUGUAUUACCAAGUUGAUCCUGGCAGCAUCUUUACCAGUUGUCUUAACGAGAUGCUGGUGACUCGCAUGUAUGAGCCCCUCUUUGAUAUUCUGCGGACCAAACACCAACUCGGUUACAGUGUUUCUGUUUCCGAAGAAGUUCGCAGAGGAAUUCUUGGAUUCUCUAUUGUCAUUGAAUUUCAAGCACACAAGUACAGCCCUGAACUUGUCAAUAAUAAAGCCUAUUCUUUCAUAAAGGAUUUUGUUGAUAUGAUGGUUAAUUUGACAACAGAAGAGUUCCAGUCAUUGAAAGAAAGUUUGAUCACAGCCAAAAAAUGUGAAGACACGAAACUAGCAGAGGAAGCGAGAAGACACUGGCACGAAAUCUUCUACCAAAUUUAUGUGUUUAAUCGUCUGGAGAAAGAGGUUGAAGCCUUACAUCGUAUCACCUACGACGACUUUAUCAAUUAUGUCAAGAAGUGUUUACUCAACGAAUGCAGAGUGGUCAGUCUGCAGGUUAUUGGCAAGAAAUCAAUUAAGAAGAAGAAGAAGAAGAACAAGAAGAAUGAUGCCUCAUCAAAUGUGGAAACGAACCCUGAAGCAUCAGGGGACACAACAUUGGUGCAAGGCAUUCAGUCUGCCUAUACCAUGUUGGCCUGCAACUGUGCACCGUCUCCGACAGAAGCUAAAUGUAUUAAAAUUACAAAUAUUGACGAAUUUAAGGAGACUCUCACUAAAUUACCAAACCAUAAAAUUCAACCUUAAAUUAUUAGCUUUGCUUUUUUUGCUUUUUUUUUUCCCACCUCCAAACCUUUUGAAUUAAAUUUCCAAGAUUUUUAUUUAAAUUCGAAAACAUCCACCCACACCAAUAAAAUUUU